AUACUUGGCUGAAUGUCACGUCACUUUCACUUUAAAUAGUGAGAAAACACCUUAACGGGCAUAUUUAUUACAGCUACCAGUCAUCUGUUUAUAUUAGUUCAUAGUUUAUAGCAGAUCUUACAAUAACAAAAAGGUGGUUACUCUUUAGUAUAGGGAACGAUUUUCAAUAUUAACUAGUUGCUUAUUAACAUGCCUAUUAUUAACAUAUUGACUUUUUAUUAGCACUUAUACUUCCUUACCAACUAUUAAUAAACAGCAAAUUAGGAGUUUUUUGAAGCAAAUGUCAUAGUAAAUGGUUUUUUAAUAGUGAGAAUUGAACCUUAAAGUAAAGUGGGACCAAAAAGGUUUAGAAGAAACAAUGCAUGUACUAGAUUAGUAAUACGUUUUAUAUUUGUUCUUGUUUGUGUGUUUGUUUGUUUUGAGUGUGUGUGACCUUUUUCCCAAAGCCAAAGUUUAUUUUAAUCCUUACCACAGGUACAGAUGCUAAAUAUGGUUGAAACUGCACAGGGAAUGUUGCUGUACUGCUUUAUAUCACACACGCGCGCACACACUGAGAGAGCAAGCUGAUUAGAUGGGAAUGUUUGGAGCUGUUAGGGAGCUAAAUGUUGUCAGGACUGUGAGUGAGCGGGUAAAUGAUGAGAAGUGUGACAUAAACCAGCAGGUUGAUCUCAGCUGAGAAAACUAAAGGGAAGUUAAUAACCCUGCUGACAGAUGCUAGAAAAGUCUCAUUUCUCUCCUUCCCUCGGUUAGUCCAUCUGUUGAACAUGCACUGAAAACCAAGAUGGAUCUUUGUAGACUAAAGGAGAUCUUUUAUAGGAUCCAGAACUCUGUCCACCAGCUUCUGCUCUGGGUUCUGGUGUGCUUCACUGAUCUCACAGCUGGACUGCUGGCUCAUUUCUUGUUCAGGCGCCAUUUUCACUUCCUCCUCUCUGUGCUGGUGAUGUUUGGACCUGUUCUGAGUCUCUGGGUCUCCAAGUACAGCAUAUUUGGCAACAAGAAUCACUACCUGUACAGGCUCUUCCUGCAUUCCUGCUGGGGCUGGACCUGUAUCUUAUGUGGCUCUUUCAUCUUUCUUCUCUCAUACUGCAUCAGUAACUCGUUCAUUCACUCCGUCCGUCACCUCUCUCGACUCGCUGCGGCCGGGACGCUCUGGACACUGUGCCGCCGUCUCCUCUCCUUCCUAGUGGACGCCUCUGGAAGUUGUUUUGAGCCACUUCAAAGCCCCACAGACGUCCACAGGAACCCCAGGGAGCUCCUGGACUCCGAUACAGGCCCCUUAUUACUACUGAGAGAGAAACAGGGUAAAGCAGCCUGCCUUAAGGCCGGCCUACAGUGGCAGGGAUGUGAGGUGUCUGAUGACAUCCUCAUUCUGAGUUUAUGUUGCUUGAUUCUUGCUGAAGAAACAGGGGUUUUUAGGCCCUGCGUGGCUCUAGGAAAGCCUGUAGGGACGCCACUGAGGAUACUCUUCUUGUUGUGUGUGUUGUUGAUGAGUCUCUGGAUCUUCCUGAUCGUCUGCUUGCUAGCACACUUCCCGCUGUUCCCUUCCCAGCUGGUUGGAGGGGCUCUUGGGUAUCUGGGAUGGAAGGGUCUUUAUUAUAAGGGCUGGUGUGUUUUAAAGCCUGGCUGGUGCUGUGUUGGAAGAACAAAAGCUUUGAUUUCAGAUAGCACACGUAAUACUGCAUCCAAUGGGACAUGAAUGUUAAAGAAACGAGAAAUAGAAUAUGUAAAGAAUAUGUAAAGAGGUGUCAGAGACAAAAAAUAUACAUACCUUUUAAUUAGAUACACAAUUUCAGGUUCGACCGAAAUGUCUUUUUUUUUUUUUAAGUCUCUUCUGCUCACUAAGGCUAUGGUUAUUUUAUUAAUAUACUCUAUAACAGUUAUGUUGUUAAAUAUUAUUGCAAUUUAAAAUAACUUUUUCCUAUUUUAAUAUAUUUUAAAGUAUAAUUUAUUCCCGGUGGUAAAGCUGAAUUUUCAGCAGUCAUUACUCAAUUACUACAAGUUUUUGUAACAUUAUAAAUUUCUUUCCUGCCUCCAUUGAUCAGUGAUGUGCAUCUUUGCCACAUAAAUGUAUUCAUGUAAAACAAAGUACAGCUUCUAAACUUUUAAAUUGCAAAGUAAAUUAACAUUAUAUUUAACGUAAAAUAAACCCUACAAACUUUUGUUAAAAAGGACUAUAAAUUACAUUAACAUGAAUUUCUUUUUCAGUAUUAUUUGUUGAACUGAAAGUUUAUAAGAAAAAACAGCAUUUACUUAAAACAGAAAUCUUUAUAAAUGUCUUACUUUUGAUGAUUUUUUGUGCAUCCUUGCUGAAUAAAAGUAUUAAUUUCUGAUC
Molecule: messenger RNA, 2332 nt
Organism: Carassius gibelio (silver crucian carp)
Lineage: Eukaryota; Metazoa; Chordata; Actinopteri; Cypriniformes; Cyprinidae
Product: fat storage-inducing transmembrane protein 1
Exons: 2
Coding region: 782-1696 (304 amino acids)
Biological process (GO): lipid storage; phospholipid biosynthetic process; lipid droplet organization
Cellular component (GO): endoplasmic reticulum membrane
Source: RefSeq, a predicted model, not a curated record